AUGUCUGCCCCCGUCGACGCCCCCAAGCCGGUCGAGGUCCCCGAGGUUGGAACUGCUGGCACCGUUGAGCCUGCGCCCGCACCCGUCGUUGCCAGCGAGCCGGUUGUCGUGCCCGUAGAGGAGGCUCCCAAGACGGAGGAUGUCCCCAAGACCGAGGGCGAGGCCGCAGUGCCCGUAGAAGAGGCUAAGGAGGAGAAGGUCGUCGAGCCCAUCUACAGCGGUGCGCUCGGCUACAAGGCGCCUGGCCUGAAGAACGCCUUCCGCUUCGCCAAGAAGUACUUCUGGUUCGGCGAGGAGCCCGUUGCCGCCGACAACCUGAGGGAGUACCUCCGCGGCGAGAAGCCCGAGGUUGCCCACCCCGUUGUCGCCUGGUCCAGCCAGACCGGAAAGGGUCUGCUUUUCUUCGUCAAGCACGCCGACCAGAAGGAGCACCCCGCCGGUGUCCUAAACUUGGCCUAUGCCACCGACCUCGCCAAGGACGGCGCCGUCGCUUUCGCGUUCAAGAUCUCCGGCCACAAGCACACCUUCGAGGCCACCACCGCCGCCGAGCGUGACGGAUGGUUCGUCGCCGUUGAGAAGGCCAUCACCGAGGCCAAGGCGUCCAAGGACACCAUCGAGUCGAGCGAGGGCUACAAGGAGAACAAGGAGAAGAUUGGUAAGCCCACCGCGCUAGCGGGAGCUACAUCCUCCGCCCCCAAGAAGAGCAUGGACGCGACCCCCAAGCUCGCCGAGGGUGAGACCGCCGCUGCUGGCGAGCCCGUCGCUGCUCGCACUGGAUCUUCUUCCAGCUCUUCUUCCGACGAGGAGAAGCGCAAGAAGGCUGCUAAGAGCAAGUCCCGCUCUGUCUCCCGUGGCAAGCGCGCCAGCCUCUUCGGCGGCCUGCUCGGAAAGAAGGACAAGGAGCCCAAGGAGGAGACCGAUGCCGUCAAGACCGAGCCUGAGGUCAAGAAGGAGGAACCCGCCGUUGUUCCCCACCUCGACGAGAUCCCCGCCACUGCUCCCGUCAAUGCCAACGACGUUGUGAAGCCCACCGAGGAGACCACCGUCGAGCCCGUCGUUCCUGUUGUCGCUGCUCCUGCUGAGGAGGCUACCAAGGUCGACGAGACCGCUGUCCCCGCCACCGCUGAGAAGCCCAAGCCCCAGAAGCGUGGUUCCAUUUUCGGAUCCUUCGUUGAGAAGCUCAAGUCUCCCACCACCGAGAAGAAGGAGCACGAGGCUGGUCUUGCCUCCACACCCGUCAAGGAGAACGAGACCGCCCCAGAGGCCACCAAGCCCCUCGAGGAGGCACAGGUUGGCACACCUGUCGUUGCUGAGCCCACUGUCGUUGCCACUGAGCCAGCUAAGACUGAAGAGGCCAAGGUCUCUACUCCCUCCAAGGAGAAGGACCACUUCAAGUUCGGAAAGUUCUUCGGCUCCAAGGACCGCGCCAAGUCGCCCGCUCGCGAGCCCAAGGUCGACGCGGCUGCCCCUCAGAUCGCUGACACCACCGCGCCAGCCACCGCUGAGCCCGUCCAGGCCGUCGAGCCUGCCCCCAUUGCUGAGACCAAGGCUGAGGCCACCCCCGAGACCGAGGCUCCCAAGCAAGACAAGCGCAAGUCGUUCUUCGGCAACCUCGGCCGCUCGCUCUCCAAGGCGACCGGCAACAAGGCACCCAAGGACAAGAAGGACGCCGCCAGCCCUGCUCCCGUCGCCGAGGAGGAGGCCGCUGCUGCCCCUGCCGUUGAGGAGAAGAAGGAGGAGACCACCGCCCCUGUCGUAGCAGACAUCCCCGCUGAGAACAGUGUGGGCGAUGCUUCGAAAAGCGCCAACCCGACUGUCGCUACAACUGCUGACGACAGUCCGCCUGCUGUCCGCGCGCAUUCGUCGUCGCGCAACAUCACAGCGCCCUCGACGCGACCGAGCUCUCCUCCCUCACGCGCCUCACAUGCUUCGCAGGGCAAUGCGCCGAGUCGCCCAGAUGCCAACAACCGUCCCAACACGCCUCUCAAGCCCAUAUCCUCGACUCAGCGCUCGCGCCUGCCUAAUACGCUCGCUUCACCCACAGCUAAGAGCAGUGGCCGCAUCCAGCCUCUAACAGACUCUACGCACUCGACAUGGACCCGAUCGCGACUAGGGAAAGAGCGCGAAGACUGGUGGGAUACACAGGUCACAGGUUCGGAGCAGAUAUGGGGCGCCAUACGUCUUGUAGCGCAGCAUCUACAGGCUGGACAGUUGCAAGAGGCGCAGACGAUGCUCGAUGUCAGUGACUGCACGUGCCCGACGGGCUUGCUCUGGCGAGGCGUCUACGAUGCGACUGGCGUCCAAUACAAAGUCCCCGAGUGGGUAGUAGUAGAGCCAGAAGGCCUAGCAGAAGAGGGUGGCAUGGACGAUAAAGACUUGGCUGGAGAUGCGAGCGCCAGCGCUGUGCCGGAGACGGUUGAAGAUACCCUCGCCGACGACUCCGACAGCCUUAUACGUGUGAAAGUAAGGACGAGUCACGACCAGCGGGAUCAUCAGGUUGUCAUGCGGAUGAGAGAUUCGGUCGCAACCAUUAUUGAGAAGCUGAAGAAGCAAGCAAAGCUCGAUUCCACCCUCGUAAUUCGUCUCGCAUACGGCGGACGUAUCUAUGAACCCAAAGAGAUGCUUGAAUCCAAUGCCUACUGGAAUUUUGCUAACAACUACAUCAUCACCGCUCUCGUCUUUCAGUAA
Molecule: messenger RNA, 2688 nt
Organism: Alternaria rosae
Lineage: Eukaryota; Fungi; Ascomycota; Dothideomycetes; Pleosporales; Pleosporaceae
Product: Pleckstrin homology domain-containing protein
Exons: 7
Coding region: 1-2688 (895 amino acids)
Source: RefSeq, a predicted model, not a curated record